AUGACUACAGUUGAAGAAUAUUUGAUGCUUGGAUAUCGAAUAUAUUAUUAUUUUUACUUGGGAACUUCAAUAACUCUUCAGUUGUUUCUUCUUUUUAUUAUCAUCAAUACAAAAACCAAACUUUUGGUUGAGAUGAGAAUUUAUUUGAUUAAUACUUUAAUACUUCAAAUGAUCAUUUGUUCAAUGGCAACAUGUUUACAAUCCAGGUAAAAACUCUAAUGCUAUAUCAAAUUUUGAAUCAAUAAUCUUUUUUAUUUAUAGAAUUGUGCCUAAUAGGAAUACUGUCAGUUUGCUAUGUUUGGGUCCAUGCAGAUAUUAUGGAGCACAGUUCUGUCAACAUAUCUUUGAGCUUUUACAGGUGAGCGAUUUAUUUUAGAUAUCAAAGUCUAAAUUAAUUAUGGAAAUCGGAUAACUUUUUGCAGACAGCUCAUAUUGCUUGCGCCACAUCGUUAAUUCUGGCGUUUUAUUAUAGAUACAAACUACUAAAAAUUGGAAGUGUCAAAAAGACAACAAGAUAUUUACAUUUCUCGAUAAGUUACAUUGUUCCACUUCUAGCAUUAGGAUGUUCACAAUUGGCCCCAUCUGAUUUAGAUGUUGUUAAAGAUGAAGUGAUCAAAUUACAUCCAACAUACAACGUCGAACAAUAUGCAAUCAUUGGAUAUUCAGGUAUUUAUACUGCUGGAGGUAUUUUAAAUCAAGUGAUGUAUGCGUUAGCAGUAUACGCAUCGCCCAUAAUUGCAAUUGUUUAUCGAAGAAAAAUUCUGAAUCUUUUGAAUACGUCACAAGCUUCAAAAUUGGAAAGAAUUGAUCAAUCAAAAAGCAUGAUAAGAGUCAGUUGAUUUUCUUAUUUUUCAGAUAAUUGUACUUUUAAGCUUUUUCUUCGAAAACAUGCACUAUAAGUUUUCAGGGACUAACGAUACAAACACUAAUUCCAAUUGUCGCAUAUAUCCCAAUUCUCACGUUUUACGGAAUUGCAACAUAUGCUGAUUUCAAUAGUAUUAUAAUCGAGUUUAUCAUCAGUCCAACAACAAUCAUUUACACAAUGACAGAUCCAAUUUUAACAAUUUAUUAUGUUCUUCCAUAUAGACGAGUUGUUAAGCGGUUAUUCAGCAAACCGAAAACUGGUUCAAGACGCUUCAGCUUGUUCCAUUCGGAAACUAACACGGUGCGUCAUUGUUAUUUUCGGCUGAAUAAAUUAAUGUUCAUGUUUUCAGGUGUUCACAGUUCCACAUACAUGA
Molecule: messenger RNA, 1238 nt
Organism: Caenorhabditis angaria
Lineage: Eukaryota; Metazoa; Nematoda; Chromadorea; Rhabditida; Rhabditidae
Source: the annotation of a GenBank genome assembly